CGGGUAGGGGGCAGUUGACAACUGGGAAGCGACUGAGGCACUUGGGUUGCGCUUUUCUCGUCGCUAUGUCCCGAAUGCCUCAGGGGGCAGCUCAGAGCGAGUACAGGAAGGGCGAGGGUCACGAGGGGUCCGGAGCUUCCGCCGCCUCGCCCUGUGUUACAGGUCAUAUAUACAAAGUAGUUCACACUACUGGGCUGGAUGGAAAAAACCUUCUGGAAUUGCUUCCACUUUCUAAACGUAUAGGAAACAUUGUGUCGUUGGUUCAGCCACCAGUCAUAUCUGAUGCUAAAGGCGAAGACUCCAUGUCUGGUCAUGGUCAUCUUAAGGAUCUGUUUGAAAAUAUAACUCCAUCUUCAUUUGUUAAAGCUCCUGAACUUAAGACAGCUACACAUAGAAAAUUAAUUUUACCGAAGCCAAAUCCAGCUAUUCCUGGAAAAUUAAUUUUACCAAAGCCAAUGGAAAAUAUGGAAGUAGCUCCUCUUGCAAAAGAGAACCCAACUACGCCAUCAGCUUCUAGCAUUCACAGCAGUUAUCGUUCAGCUGAUAAUUCCUUGGAAAAGGAUGCUACUCUAGUUUCCUCACACAAGAGUAGUGCAGAAUAUGUACCUGUGAAUAAAAAACUCCCAGUUACUGCAAAGAGUCCUGUAGUGCCCUCUGGACAUCACCUUCAAAUACCAGCUCACGCGGAAGUAAAAUCUGUCCCAGCUUCUUUUUUGCCUCCAACAAUUCAACAGAAGAUACUGGCCACAGCAGCCUCAAAUGCCUAUCGAACAUGUGAAGUUGCAAACGCAUCAACUGUUAUAUAUGUGUCACCAGUAAAUACAGUGAAAACACAUUCAAAACCAUUGCUAAAUUUAUGUCCAAAGCCUGUCGGGGAAGUAUCAAAUUCUUUGGUGCUGACAAUGGCACAAGCAGCAGCCAGUAAUUCUGCCCUGGCAACGUCUGAUAGCCUGGGAAACCAGUCAUCUCCUAUGAAGUGGGUUGUCGAAGAAAACCCACAAUCGGCAUCCUGCCUUGUUCCUGUAAAGUCGUCAAACAGCGUGGCAUCAAAUAUCUUAAAAACAUUGGUUAAUCCUGAAGAUGGAAAUAACAACCCUGCCAGUAUUCUGCCUACUUGUUCGAACAACCUGAAUGAAAGCCAAGGAAAAAUGCCCUCGAUUAAUGAUAAUGCUCUGGUGAUGUUCAAUGGGAAGGUGUAUUUACUGACUAAGAAAGAGUCCACUAUGACACCAGCAAGCAAAUGUGGCAAGCAAGUAUCACUCGGUGCUGAAACACAUUUAAGAAAAAAUGCAUUACAGUUAAUUAAUUCAGCUGCAGAUAAUACAAUAACCAACCAAGUUGUCAAUCUUGUAUUGUCGAAGAACAAAGGAAUUGCCCCUUACGCAAAGGAUCCAAAAUCCAGUGAGAAUAUAAUACUUUCCCCACAGUCUGAACUAAAGAAUUUUAAAGUUACGUCUCCAUCUUUCACACCACCACAUGGGAAUGUGCAAGUAAACCGCACCAGCCAACCUGAGGCAGUGUCCACACCGGAAAACGUCCCAGCUGGAAGAAAUGUUGCUAAAAAAUCAGUCACAAAAGAAAGGAUGAAGCAUGGCUUACAGAAAAUUAUUUCUCCAAAAGUACCUGCUGCUGCUGCUUUACAGCCAUCUACAAGGCGUGGUACUUCUGAAGAGCAAGAUCAAAAGAUGGAGAGGAUACUUGCAGGAGUGGCUGCUCAGAUCAAACAAAGGAAACACAGAAAACACUGUCUUGAGUUGAGAAAAAAAUUUGGCCUGCAUAGAGAAGAGAGAGUAUAUCUGCAGAGAAUUCCUUUAUCAGUUAUUCUCAGAAAAUCAGAAGCGACUGUGUGUUCCAACAAUGUACAGAUGAGUGACACUUGCAAAUUGCCACCGGCAGUACCUAUUAAACCUGGACCUGAGGAAGAGAAAGAGAUAACUGAGGAAGAGGAGGAAGAGUUGAAUAUAAAGAGGAAGGCAAAAAUGCUACCAAUACAAGAAAAUACAAAGAAGCAGAAAACAGAAAUAGAAUCUAUACCAAAACCAAAUUUGGAAUGUGGCAACUCUGACUCAGUAGUGGAUAACCCGAGUAGCUCUUGCACACAACUUGUAUCAGAGCAAGGAAAUCCUACAAGCAUUCUGCAGUUCUCUCAAAGGGUGCACCCUCACUCAAAUCUUUGUGUUCAAAGUAAUGAAGAGAACAAAAUUUCAGCCUCUGCUUUACACUACAGUGAACAUGAAAAUCCUUUAAGCAAGGGUUCUUUCAGAGAAGAUUUUUCAUUUAACCUUCCAGAUCUGGAGGAAACAAUAAGGGAUGAAAAAAUAGCAAAGCUUAAACUCAUGCUGCGGGAACGAGAGGCAGCACUAGAGGAAAUUCGUAAAAAAAUGCAGCAGACGUGACAAGCCUGGUCCUUACUUAAACCCCAAAUUUUGCUGCAACCCCAUUGCGACUUGUUAAUAAGUUAUUUCUUGUUUCUUGCAUAUAAAGCAAAUAAAAAAUCUUUACAUAUUGUUUACAUAUUGAGUGCAAGUAUAAACAUUUUCAAGCCUAGGAACUUAUCUAGCAGAGUAUUGUUUGCAGAAUGUGAUACUUGUUAGUUCAAUAUAUUCUCUCAUUAUUUCAGUAAAUGCAGUUUAUAUUCUUGUUGUUUAUUGAGGUUGUUUCAUAGAAUGAAAUGUAAAUUAUUAUUUUUCAGUUUUACGUUAAAAGGAACAGCUUAAGUUUGUUUCAGAAAAUGAAGUUUGUUCUAGAAAAAUUGCUAGUAUUAACUUAUUUGAAUUGGGUAAUUGGAAUCAAAUGUCAAUGAAUGGGGUAACAGUAUUUAAUUUGUCGAGUUUCUUUAGUGAUAAAACAGUUUGAUUGAAUUUCCUUAAAAAUCAACUUCACCCAGAUCAGUUUUUAGAGCAGGUGAGAUCUGCAACAAAGUGGUGUGCUGCUGUAAUGUUUGUAUUCAGGAUGCCUGACAGCCAGUGACAGCCAGCCAUGCUUUUUUCUGAGGUACCUCUUUCCCUUAUUUGUAAAGCUCUUGCCCUCGUUAAAGUGUAUGUAUCUUCUGGUUUAGUUUGAAUAUAAUUCUUACUGGUCUAGUUUGGUAUGUUUUAUAUCAUGUUGGAGCAUAUUUGACAGUAAAAAUGUAUUCAUCAAGGCA
This is a messenger RNA of Lacerta agilis (Sand lizard), 3145 nucleotides long. RefSeq names its product ligand dependent nuclear receptor interacting factor 1 (gene LRIF1). Lineage: Eukaryota; Metazoa; Chordata; Lepidosauria; Squamata; Lacertidae. The coding region runs from base 66 to 2396 and encodes 776 amino acids. The transcript is spliced from 4 exons. Gene Ontology annotation, molecular function: nuclear retinoic acid receptor binding. The record is from RefSeq and is a predicted model, not a curated record. Gene Ontology annotation, biological process: regulation of DNA-templated transcription.